Messenger RNA from Equus caballus (horse), 5808 nucleotides. It is a transcript of the gene ROR1, whose product is annotated as receptor tyrosine kinase like orphan receptor 1. The record is from RefSeq and is a predicted model, not a curated record. Gene Ontology annotation, molecular function: ATP binding; protein kinase activity; Wnt-protein binding. Gene Ontology annotation, biological process: positive regulation of canonical NF-kappaB signal transduction; positive regulation of kinase activity; positive regulation of phosphatidylinositol 3-kinase/protein kinase B signal transduction. Gene Ontology annotation, cellular component: signaling receptor complex; plasma membrane. NCBI's taxonomy places the organism in Eukaryota, Metazoa, Chordata, Mammalia, Perissodactyla, Equidae.
GGGGUGGGCGCGGGGCCGCGGAGUUGGGGAAAGUGACAAGUUGGGGAGGCUGAGCGCAGGGGCGCGAGCGCCGAGGGAGGAGCGCCGCAGGCCGCCGAGGGAGCCGGACGGCGGCCCGGCCAGGCGCGCUCUUCCUGCCCGGAGCCCGAGCCGCGAGCCCGCCCUCCGCCAGCGCCGCUGCGACAGCCCGGGCCGGCCGGCGAGGCGAGGCGGAGGGCAGAGGGACAAAGGGCUUCGCAGACGCCCCCGCCGUCCUGCGGGGAGCGCGGCCGGGCCGAGCCCGUGGAUGUGCUGCGCGCGGCCCGGGAGCCGCCGCCGCCGCCGCCGCGAGAGGAGGGAUGCUGCGGCCGGGCCGCCUCGGGGCGCGCCCGCCGCUCCCGGUGCUGCUGCUGCCGCUGCUGCUGGCGGCGCGCGGGGCCGCUGCCCAAGAAACGGAGUUGUCAGUCACCGCCGAGUUAGUGCCUACCUCGUCGUGGAACGUUUCGAGUGAGCUCGACAAAGAUUCUUUCCUGACGCUCGAUGAACCCAUGAACAACAUCACCACGUCCCUGGGGCAGACGGCCGAGCUGCACUGCAGAGUGUCUGGGAACCCACCGCCCACCAUCCGCUGGUUUAAGAAUGACGCGCCUGUGGUCCAGGAGCCCCGGAGGAUCUCCUUUCGGGCAACCAACUACGGGUCUCGGCUGCGGAUUAGAAACCUCGACACCACAGACACGGGCUACUUCCAGUGCGUGGCCACGAACGGCAAGAAGGUGGUCUCCACCACUGGAGUCUUGUUCGUCAAGUUUGGCCCCCCGCCCACCGCGAGUCCGGGAUCCUCAGAUGAGUACGAAGAAGACGGAUUCUGUCAGCCGUACCGGGGGAUUGCAUGUGCAAGAUUUAUUGGCAACCGCACUGUCUAUAUGGAGUCUUUGCACAUGCAAGGAGAAAUAGAAAAUCAGAUCACAGCUGCCUUCACCAUGAUCGGCACCUCCAGCCACUUAUCGGACAAGUGUUCCCAGUUUGCCAUCCCCUCCCUCUGCCACUAUGCCUUCCCCUACUGUGAUGAAACCUCAUCCGUCCCCAAGCCCCGUGACCUGUGUCGCGAUGAGUGUGAAAUCCUGGAAAAUGUCCUGUGUCAGACAGAGUACAUUUUUGCCAGAUCCAAUCCCAUGAUUCUGAUGAGGCUGAAACUGCCCAACUGCGAGGACCUCCCCCAGCCGGAGAGCCCCGAAGCUGCAAACUGCAUCAGGAUUGGAAUUCCCAUGGCGGAUCCUAUCAAUAAAAAUCACAAGUGCUAUAACAGCACAGGUGUGGACUACCGGGGGACCGUCAGUGUGACCAAAUCAGGGCGCCAGUGCCAGCCGUGGAAUUCCCAGUACCCGCACACGCACACCUUCACCGCCCUCCGCUUCCCAGAGCUGAACGGGGGCCACUCGUACUGCCGCAACCCUGGCAAUCAGAGGACUGCUCCCUGGUGCUUCACGCUGGACGAGAGCUUCCAGUCUGACCUGUGCGACAUCCCGGCGUGCGAUUCUAAGGACUCCAAGGAGAAGAAUAAAAUGGAAAUCCUGUACAUACUGGUGCCAAGUGUUGCCAUUCCCCUGGCCAUCGCCCUGCUGCUCUUCUUCAUCUGUGUCUGCCGCAACAACCACAAGUCGGCGUCGCCCCCUGUGCAGAGGCAACCGAAACACGUCAGGGGUCAAAACGUGGAGAUGUCGAUGCUGAAUGCGUAUAAACCCAAGAGCAAGGCCAAAGAGCUGCCACUUUCUGCUGUACGUUUUAUGGAAGAACUGGGGGAAUGUGCCUUUGGAAAGAUCUACAAGGGCCAUCUCUAUCUCCCAGGCAUGGACCACGCUCAGCUGGUGGCUAUAAAGACCUUGAAAGACUAUAACAACCCCCAGCAAUGGACAGAAUUUCAACAGGAAGCCUCUCUGAUGGCUGAACUACACCACCCCAAUAUCGUCUGCCUUCUGGGUGCCGUCACUCAGGAACAACCCGUGUGUAUGCUUUUUGAGUAUAUGAAUCAGGGGGAUCUCCAUGAGUUUCUCAUCAUGCGAUCCCCACACUCCGAUGUUGGCUGUAGCAGUGAUGAGGACGGGACUGUGAAGUCCAGCCUGGAUCACGGGGAUUUUCUGCACAUUGCAAUCCAGAUUGCAGCCGGUAUGGAAUACCUGUCAAGUCACUUCUUUGUCCAUAAGGACCUGGCAGCUCGCAAUAUUUUAAUCGGAGAGCAACUUCACAUAAAGAUCUCAGACCUUGGGCUUUCCAGAGAAAUAUACUCCGCCGAUUACUACAGGGUACAGAGUAAGUCUUUGCUGCCCAUUCGCUGGAUGCCCCCGGAAGCCAUCAUGUAUGGCAAAUUCUCUUCUGAUUCAGAUAUCUGGUCCUUUGGGGUUGUCUUGUGGGAGAUUUUCAGUUUUGGACUCCAGCCAUAUUACGGAUUUAGUAACCAGGAGGUGAUGGAGAUGGUGAGAAAGCGACAGCUAUUACCGUGCUCUGAAGACUGCCCCCCUAGAAUGUACAGCCUCAUGACAGAGUGCUGGAACGAGAUUCCUUCCAGGAGACCAAGAUUUAAGGAUAUUCACGUCCGGCUCCGGUCCUGGGAGGGCCUCUCAAGUCACACAAGCUCUACCACUCCUUCGGGAGGAAAUGCCACCACGCAGACGACCUCCCUUAGUGCCAGCCCAGUGAGUAAUCUCAGUAACACCAGAUACCCGAAUUACAUGUUCCCGAGCCAGGGUAUUACACCACAGGGCCAGAUUGCCGGAUUCAUUGGCCCACCAAUACCUCAGAACCAGCGAUUCAUCCCCAUCAAUGGGUACCCAAUACCUCCUGGAUACGCAGCAUUUCCCGCCGCCCACUAUCAGCCAGCAGGGCCUCCCAGAGUGAUUCAGCACUGCCCGCCUCCCAAGAGCCGGUCCCCAAGCAGUGCCAGCGGGUCCACUAGCACUGGUCAUGUGACCAGCUUGCCCUCAUCAGGAUCCAAUCAGGAAGCCAAUAUUCCUUUACUGCCACACAUGUCGAUCCCAAAUCAUCCCGGUGGGAUGGGUAUCACCGUUUUUGGCAACAAAUCUCAAAAACCCUACAAAAUAGACUCAAAGCAACCAUCUUUGCUAGGAGACGCCAAUAUUCAUGGACACACCGAAUCUAUGAUUUCUGCAGAACUGUAAAAUGCACGACUUUUGUAAAUGUGGUAUACAGGAAAAACUAGAAGACCGUAGAAAAGAUUUAUCUUCAAAUGUUUUUAUUAAAGUAAGUUUCUCAUUUGGCAGACAUUGCAACAAGUAUCUUCUGUGAAGUUUAACUGUGUCUUACCAAGCAGGGCAGACACCAGCCAGAAAAAAACGCUGUGGGAUUAACACUCCAUCAGGGUGCACGCCCUGGCGUUGGGAAUGGUACAUCUGGUUUCAAGUACUGAAAACUGCAAACCAGUGAGGAGGAGAAGCAGCUCGUGAUUAAGUAUCAAACCAAAAAGGAAAGUCAGAUGGUGCCUUGUGUGUCCGCCUUCGGUCACCACGACCGGUCUCUCCCUGAAAUGUAUAUACCCUAGCGUUUGUCUACCUGCUGUCUCUUCUUCAGGACAGAUGUUCAGGAAUGAUGUUGAUUCAGUUUAGACUCUAUGCAUGUUUGUAUGGAAGUGCUGUUCAGAAUCAAUGAGGAAACCUAGGCCAAAUUUGAAAUCCUAGAUGGAAACGAGCCAUAAGACAAGUGUAAGAUCCCCUGAAGCCUUCUGCACAGUGGGGCUUCUCUGGAAAGGUGCAGAGUGUGUCUCUUUGUGAAUCUCCUCUGCUGAUCGCGAAGGCCUUUUCCACGUUCUCCUUUGCCACAGUGUUUACACAAGCCCUUGAAAUAACGUAGGGCAUCAGACCAUAAGAAGGCUAGAUGUGGAUGCUGGAAUUGAUUGUUGGUUGAUAGUUCACUUCAUUGCAUUAGAAAUGAGGCACCAAAGGAAGCAUGGUCAGGAAAAUGGCCCCUGGGCCUAGGUCAGCAUCAUGGGAGAGGAACAAGGGUUUCCAUGGCGACAGCCUCCCAGAGUGUCCCUGGACCAAUAACAUUGAAGAACAGAGGUGUGGCUGCAGACCAGCACAUGGGUGCUUGCAACCUCCUGCCUGUCAGUCAUCCAAGGUCUAGGGGCGCUGACCAUCAGUGGCCUCUGGGCGCGUAGGAAACUCCAAGACAACAAUAUCUAGUCAAUUUAAAGUUUCUUUCACUUUUUUUUUUUUUUUUCUGAGCUGGGAGUGUUCACGGAUUUUAUUCCAGCACCAAGAGUUAUGACAAUUUAUUCAUAGAGUUAGGUGGAAUCCAAAGACUGAAUUCUAUUUUGCAAAAUGUUACAGUAUUUUUAAGAAACAAGUACUGUACUGAGUUCUCACUUCAAAGAUUACCACAAACUGAAUUUUUUAAGCUGGUAAAUAGAAGAAGCAACAUGAUCGUUUUUGCCUCACUCAGAGGGAGGUAUCGAAUGUGCCUCUCGGGCCAUUGGUCUGCUAGCCAUUUCUGCCAAGUUUAGAAUUCUUCUGGGUUUCAAGUUCUAUAUAGAAAGGAAUGUUAUUUUGAUUUUUCUCGUGUUAAAAAAAGUAAUUCCUUUAUUCUAAGAACAAUGUCUCAAAGUCUCAUUGUUUUAUUUUACAGCUAAAGAGACUUAUAAAGAGACUUACAGGAUAUAAAAUAAUUCCUGGAAAUGAUAUUUGAUGAGGAGACUGUAAGAGAAUUAGCAGCAGGUUGGUGUUUCAAUUUUGUAAAAGAAAACACAAUUAGGAUGAAAAAUCAGGAAAUACAUUUACCAAAAUGUGUUGUAAUUUUCCCAAAUGCUGAAUCUUCAGACCACAAAUGUGGACUUACAGGUACUGUGGACUCGAAGGAUUGGCUGUAUCCAGAUUUAUUUGGGAGAUAAAUUAAGACGUAUUUUUGUGGCAUAAAUAAGGUGAUUCCGAAGUGACAUUUCUUAACUUUAGGUGGAGGAGAAUAUUUGUAUCCUUUUGUUGCUAUGCAACUGUAUAAUGAGGAAGAGUCAAACCACAGUUUUGUAUAUCAUACGACAAUCAAUUGCUUUCCAAGAAUAUUUAUUAUUUUAAUUAAACACGAUUUCAGUGAAUCUGAGUUUUUCUGGGAGUCCCUUAAAGGGAAAUCAGCAUUCCAUGAGCCAGUAAAAUACCUACUCUGGAAAAACAUUACUAUGCUUAAAAAAUAAAUCCAAGUUAGUUUUUUAUAAAGAACUAGAACAUUUAUUGUAAACAUUUUAUAAUUACUGAAGUCAUCAAGGUGAGCAAACUAAACUUCAAAACCACUUGUAAUGUGUUUUAUAAUAGCACUAUGAUGCUACGUAACACAGUCCCUUUUGUAUUAAAAUAGUAUUUUUUUCACAGACUGAAAAAUAUCUUUUGCUUUGUUGACAAUGUUUUGUAAGAUGACUUUAUUUUCAGAUCUUUCCCCUUUUUUGCACAAAGCUCUGUUUAUGGUUUGUAUCACCGAAGUGAAAAUAUAUCUCUGCAUUUUUAUAUCUGGUCUGUUUCCUUGUUUCCUGUGUUUAUUUUUAACUCGAUAUAGAUUUUCUUCAAAUAUAUAAUGGCAGUAUUCAGAUAUCGCGCCCUCCCAUAUCUUUCCUUACUUUCACUGCAUGCGUUUAAUCACUGUAUUACUUAAUGUUUGAUUUGUUAUUAUGGGCAUUUGGAAUACACAAGCAUGGAAUUGUAAUGACAGACAGACUUUUAUAUUGAGGAUAUAUGCAUUUGUAUUUCACUCACCAGAGAUGCUAUUAAACACUGAUUAUUUUAUGCUGCUGUUUAUUAAAAUGUUUACCAUUAAAUAUUAUUUCCUGAAUAUUGA